AUUUGUCUCCAAACCAAAAAAGAAAAUUUACUUAGUUUUUACUCAUUACUUGAACAGAUAGAAGAUGUAAGAAUCUUGAAGACACAUUUUUUGCAAGAGCAAAAACACUACUACCACUUAGAAAUAUGGGAUUCAAAUAUUUGAUGAUUUUGCUUUUAUUACCAACAAUUUUAUGUAGCAGAAAGGAGCCUUUGAAACUUGACAGGAAAAGUAAAAUUCAAAAAAAUCAUGCAAUUUUGAGCAUUCAUAGUGAAGAUGGAGAUAUCAUUGAUUGCAUAGAUAUCUACAAGCAGCCAGCUUUUGAUCAUCCUGCUUUAAAGGAUCACAAAAUCCAAAUGAGCCCGAGCCAAAGCCACGAGGAUGUGGCAGUGCAGAGUGAGACGGGCAGAGGCUCUCGUGUAUCCAUGACAUCACAAUUAUGGCACAAAAACGGGAGCUGCCCGAAGGGAACAGUCCCCAUCAGGAGAGCAAAGGAUAAGCAUCUUCCCAACUAUGGGAGGAAAAAGGCCAUGUUUUCCCACCACAAUGGCAGCAUUGGGCAGACUUGGCUGCGCCCUAACUACGCUUUGGGAAUACUUCACACGGAAGGAUAUGCCUACAUCGGGGGUAAAGCAGAUAUGCUUGUUCAAUAUCCAAAAGUUGAGCUAGACGAUGAGUACUCGACUUCAAGGGUGGCGCUCAAGACCGGACCUUACUACGACUUUGAGGCCAUGGAGGCGGGCUGGCAGGUGAAUCCUACUGUGUAUGGAGACAGGAAGACAAGGCUGUUUGUUUAUUGGACAAUUGAUGCUGCCAACAAAACAGGCUGCUUUGAUCUAACCUGCCCCGGAUUCGUGCAAACGAGCAGCGAGAUAGCCCUGGGUGCAGUCAUAUAUCCCAUUGCAGAGCCGAACGACCUCCCAUACCAAAUAACCAUCUUCAUCUACAGAGAUCCAUACACGGGCAACUGGUGGAUGCAAUACGGAGAGCAGACCAACAUCGGGUACUGGCCACCGGAGCUGUUUGUGAGGAUAAGGAAUCAAGCAGAGACGGUCCAGUGGGGCGGGGAGGUGCACAGCAAGAGAGUCGGGGUGCAUCCUCACACGGCCACAGCAAUGGGCAGCGGGCAGUGGCCGUUCCCGACGCUCCAUAACUCGGGCCUCAUGACAAGGAUGAGAGUGUUGUUAGGAAAUGUCUUGAAGUUCCCGGAUUGGGCGUACGUGUAUGCUGAUGAGUAUAGAUGCUACGAUGUUGUGUACGUCAGUGAUUAUGUUUAUGAUCCUGAGUUUUACUUUGGAGGCCCUGGUAAAAGCUGGGAAUGCCCUUAAAUAUUUUUUACAUACAUCAUACAUGAAUGAAUAAAAGUAAUUUAUUUAGUACUCUUCA
Molecule: messenger RNA, 1365 nt
Organism: Salvia splendens (bonfire salvia)
Lineage: Eukaryota; Viridiplantae; Streptophyta; Magnoliopsida; Lamiales; Lamiaceae
Exons: 7
Coding region: 126-1307 (393 amino acids)
Source: RefSeq, a predicted model, not a curated record